Knipowitschia caucasica is the source of this 294-nucleotide messenger RNA. The record is from the annotation of a GenBank genome assembly. Lineage: Eukaryota; Metazoa; Chordata; Actinopteri; Gobiiformes; Gobiidae.
AUGAAGCCUGGGAAGCUUUUCCUCCUGGUCAUCUUCUGUCUGAUUCAAUCACCAAGUGUUAGAAGUGAUCGCCACCACCGCAGUGACUCCAGUAGUGAAGAGGUAAGACUGAAAUUUCACCAGUAUAGCAGCAGUGAGUCGAGCAGUCAUGAGGGUUUUUUGUCUUUUUGGCAGCUCUGGCCUUUGCUGUGGCCAUCUCUCAUUCUCCCAACAACUACGACUACGACUGCUACUACGGCUCCGACCACCACCCCUGCACAGACGACAACAACGGGGCGUGGAGACAGUGGAUAG